AUGUUAGAUCAUAUGGAAUAUUCUCUUUCGUCAGAAACUUACAGCAGCACAACUCAACCAGCAGCCACAAAAAAGAAGGGGAGCAAAAACAAAAGGUUUAGCGACAAACAAAUCAAAUCAUUGGAAUCUAUGUUUGAGACAGAGCCGAGCCUCGAACCUAUAAAGAAGUUGCAGUUGGCAAGAGAGCUUGGGUUGCAGCCACGACAGGUUGCUAUAUGGUUUCAGAACAAGAGAGCUCGAUGGAAGUCAAAGCAGCUUGAGCAAGACUACAUCAUACUUCGAGCCAAUUAUAACAAUUUGGCUUCACAAUUUGAUGCUCUCAAGAAGGAGCAUCAGGCAUUGCUAACACAGUUGCAGAAGCUGAAUGAUCAAAUACAAAAUCCACCAGAGCAAACUCAUAGUUGUAGACAAGAUAAAGCAUCGAACUGCAGCAUGGACAACGAAACAGAAAAUGGAGACACCAUCAAAAGUGAACCGGAGGUAAAGCCAUGCCCGUCAACAGAAAGAUCAGAAUACUUUGGUCUGGAAGAUGAACCUUCCCUUCUGAACUUUGUUGAGCAUUCUGAUGGUUCUUUGACAUCACCAGAAGAUUGGGGUAUGUUUGAUUCAUAUGAUCUCUUAGGCCAAUCAACCAGUGAUUAUCAAUGGUGGGAUUUCUGGUCCUGAAUGAAACAGAACAAACA
This is a messenger RNA of Gastrolobium bilobum, 683 nucleotides long. Its product is annotated as homeobox-leucine zipper protein ATHB-12-like. NCBI's taxonomy places the organism in Eukaryota, Viridiplantae, Streptophyta, Magnoliopsida, Fabales, Fabaceae. Gene Ontology annotation, biological process: positive regulation of DNA-templated transcription. The record is from RefSeq and is a predicted model, not a curated record. Gene Ontology annotation, cellular component: nucleus. Gene Ontology annotation, molecular function: sequence-specific DNA binding; DNA-binding transcription factor activity, RNA polymerase II-specific. Bases 1 to 666 code for a protein of 221 amino acids. The transcript is spliced from 2 exons.